Knipowitschia caucasica is the source of this 999-nucleotide messenger RNA. The record is from the annotation of a GenBank genome assembly. NCBI's taxonomy places the organism in Eukaryota, Metazoa, Chordata, Actinopteri, Gobiiformes, Gobiidae.
AUGCUGUGUGAAGGCAGACUGUGGGCUGUGGCCUAUGCUGAAGAAGAGGAGGGAGAGGAGGCCAGUGCUGAUCACCCAUCACCACACUGCUCCAGACACAGCUCCAGCCCUGGUCCUUUGAAAACCCCCAGAGAUUCAGGACUCCAGCGCACGCCUUCGCUGCAGUCUUUGGAUUUGGAGCGAGUCUGGUCGGUCCCACAACGCUCUGCUGAAAUGGCAAUCUUGUCUCAGAACCUCUCCUCCAGCGACAGCCCCUUCCUCGUCCCCUCCUUCUGUCAGAGCAUUUGCCAAAACUACAGCGACCUCCACAUUGCGGGGGAUCAGGUUCUCCCUCUGUCUGCCAACGUGGGAGAAUUCGGGUCUAAUAAACUCAAAACCGCUGGGCCGUUUUUGCAUUCAUGUGACGUCCAACCACCUCUGGACCAGUCUCUGCAAGCUGGACCUGUAUUCCCAGUCAAACGAGGAUCGAAUCCGUGGAAACAGGGCAGCGGACGGGAUCGCAGUUUCUUUUUGCAAGGGCGAGAAGGGCCGUUUACCAACUCUCUCCUGAACCACUACCUGGAGCAGAAACUUCAGGAUCUGUACCAGCAGUAUAUGAUGGAGAACAUGGCUAAAGAGGCAGGCUCGCCGUGUCCUCUGCUGGGGUCAGAGCUGGUGUUAACAAGUCUGGAUCAUCUCACACUCCAGCUCAGUAAAGAGGGGAACCUGGAGGCGGGCGUGGCCAAAGACCUGGUUCUGAGCUGUCUGCUUCGAGUCGCCGGGGAGAUGUCAGGGGAGAUCAGCACCCCUUUUCUGCAGAUUUCCUCAAUGGAGAAGCAGGCGUUUCCCGGUUCACUUCCAAAAAGGCCCAUCCAUACACGACUCUAUUCCAGCUCCGUGCAGCCGCGUGGCCUUCUGAGCGGGUGUUUGAUCGGCUUCCUCGUUUUUCCUUCUCCAAACACAGAGCCACAGGAGGACACGCUGUUUACUGAGCUGAGCACCGCAGUCGGAGUCCUGUGA